AUGGCGAGCAAGAGAUCCCGACUGGGCCGACUCCAGGCCAAGCCCUUGGAGCCGGAGCAAGCGGAGCAAGCGGAAGUACCAGAAGCGCUGGUUUACUCAACGCACAUUUCGGAGAUUUUGCCACACACGACAAGCAACGGCCGAUUCGAGCUGGCACUGGUUCCAGAUCCGAGCUUCCCAGAAUGUCAGCUGCCCGUGGUGGUGCGAUCAGGGGAAUUCUGCAGAGGAGAUGCUGCCUUUUUUGUCGGAGUUGGAGCGCAGAUUCCAAAAGCCCUUAGCAAGGCAUCUGGGUGGGAUGGGCUUCUGGCUGAGACUGAUUAUGUGGUGAAACAAACUUAUUUUGGCCGACGGUACUUGUCCAAUGGACUUCUCCUCCCCAGCUCAGUGCUUCGGGAUUUUGUAGGCGAAGAAGACUUGGGCGACCCUGAACGCUUGACAACAGCACUGAAGGUCAAAGCACCUCCAUCUGCAUAUCGCGCACAUGAGUUUCUUUUGGAAAUCGGCUUCGAUGGGUCUUGCUAUCAUGGCUCUCAGAGCACAGGUGCGGAAGACGAGCGUCCAACUGUUUUGGGACAGAUAAUGCGGUGUGCUGAGAGGCUUGGAUGGGUAAGCGGGCAACAGGAUGAUCGAGCAACUCGGAGCCUAUGGGCCUGCUUGAGCCGUGUGGAUGCUGGUGCAAGCGCUCGUAGCUUUCUACUCACGACGCCUCCCCUCAUAAAUCCAGAGACGCUCGAGUGGCCAAGCUCCGUGGAGACGACUCACGCGCUUGCCCGAGAACUUCCAGAUGGCAUACAGCUGCAUCGGGCGGUCCUGAAACCACGAGGAGAGAACAUCCGCCACACCUACAAUGUCAGCAGGGAGUACGGAUAUUUUGUGCCGCUUGCUUUGCUGGAGGGUGAUAUCGAGGGACUGCGAGACAUUCUGAAGCAAUUUGUCGGUGAUCAUUGCUUUGCCAACUUUACCGAACUGAAGAAACUGGAGGGGCUGAAGAAGAAGAUCCAACGAAGCCCGGAGCUACAAACCUGGGCUCAUAGUCUUCAAAGUUGGAAACGCGCGAGGAAGGAAUCACAGUACAGUGCUGCAGCCAUCUCAAACUUGCGGGUGCACAGAGCCAUGCGAGCAGCAUCCGAACGCACCAUCAUGGCGGUGAAUGUGGAGGAGGCUCCUGGCAGUAAUCUUGCUUGUAUUCGUUUACAAGGUGAUGGCUUCCUAUAUAACAUGGUGCGAUACAUCGCCGGUGCUGCGUUGGCAGUUCAUUCCGGAAGACUAUCUUCUCACACCCUGCAGACUGCUUUACAGGCCCUUCAAGCAGUGGAUCUUUCAGAGCAUUUGGCGCCAGCUCGGGGUCUCGUACUCCUGCGCCAAUACUCGGAUGAGCCGUGGAUUUCGCAAGACGCCCAGAAAGCCGAGGCUUCCGCAGAAACUUUCAUGACGCUGAAGCUAUUGCCAGCAAUCGAGGAGACUUGGGAGUGCAGAGCAGGUGAGCCAAAAUUGACCUCUUUCCUGAUGGUUGGCGCCAAAACCACGAAGCGCGGCGGAGCCUUGACCACAUGUCUGAGCGUCUCUGAUUUGGCUGAACACGAGAUCCUGGAGAACUGCGCCACAGCAUUGUUUACACAGGUGCCAGAGGGGCUUUUGCCGACGGUCACAUUUUCGCUGAUGAUAGCAUCUUCCAGGAUGUCCAGGCAACAGGUCGUCGUGAAGAAGCUUGAUGCCAUAGAGUCUCUCGGAUGCGCAUCCGUUUUUUGCUCUGACAAAACUGGAACCCUCACGCUGGGAGAAAUGACUGUGCAGCACGUUUUGGUGCCUGACGGGGGCAAAGCAACCCUUUUCAAUGCCCAACAGUUGCAGGCGGAGGUGGUUCGACGCGACUCGCGUCUGCAGCAGCUUGCAGCAGCUGCCCUUACAAACAACAGCGUGCAGGUUGCUGCACGCGGCGGAGCUGAUGAGGCGCUGCCUCUACGGGGCUACAAAUGGUUGGGGAAAGCUCCGAGGGACGCAGUGAAGUUUUCGGCGGCCUCCUUUGAAGUCAUCGUCAAGGGUGCGCCGGAGAGGGUACUCGAGCUGCAGCCUUAUGGACCGGCCCUGGGCUCAAACUUUUGUCUACCUUACCUGAAGCAGGUGCAAGGCGGCUGCUUCAACAGCUGCAACUUUCCCGUGCGGGACUGCAAGUUUCUGGGCUUCUUUGCAAUGGAGGACCCACCGCGCCCAGGCGUCCGCGAAGCAGUAACCAAGUCCCAGACUGCUGGUGUCAAGGUGGUGAUGGUGACAGGGGAUCAUGGAGACACGGCAAGAGCCAUCGCCUUGCGGUUGUCCAUCCUGGCCAGCUCUUCGCAGCCGUCUCGCGAGGUGGAGCGCUUUCAGGUGCUUCACGGAUCGGACUUGGAUCACCAUUUACCACCAGACGAUGGCUUUGUAAACCUUGACUUUGACUCCAAGGAGUUCUGGCGGCAAGCGGUGCUACACACCAGGGUGUUUGCCCGCGUCUCGCCUUUACACAAGCGAAUCAUUCUGCAGGCCUACCAGCACUUCGGGCAACAGGGCUUUGGCGACGUCGUGGCCAUGACAGGCGAUGGUGUCAAUGACGCGCCAGCUUUGAAGCAGGCUGAGGUGGGAAUAGCUAUGGGGAUGCGCGGGACAUCAGUGGCGCAGGACGCUGCGGAUAUCAUCCUCCUGGAUGAUAAUUUCUCCUCUGCGAUUGCUGGGAUGGAGCAAGGCCGACUGGCUAGUGAGAAUCUGCAGAAGUCGAUCAUGUACACAUUGUGUUCGAAAGUGCCACAGGUUCUGCCUGCCUUCCUCGAAGUCUUCGGACUGCCAGAAGCACUGGCCGCAGUGCAGGUGCUUUUGAUCGACAUCGGCACGGACAUUUGGACGGCAGUUGCUUUUGCAGCUCAAGGGCCGGAAACUUCGCUAAUGAACCGAGCCCCACGUCAUCCGCGACUGGACUCCUGGCCCCAUUGUUGGCGUGCGACCUUUCUCCUGGUUUCUUCGUACUGA
Messenger RNA from Symbiodinium pilosum, 2997 nucleotides. Lineage: Eukaryota; Dinophyceae; Suessiales; Symbiodiniaceae. The record is from the annotation of a GenBank genome assembly.